AUGCCUCAAAAUGAGUACAUGGAACGACACACUGCUCUACAUGGCAAGCGUCUCGAUCACGAUGAGCGAGUACGAAAGCGAACGGCGAGAGAAGGUCAUGACCUCUCGGAGAAGGCCCAGAAGCUCACAGGACUGCGAGCGAAGCUCCAUCAGAAGAAGCGACACUCGGAAAAGAUCCAGAUGAAGAAAGCCAUCAAGGUCCAAGAAGAGAGGAACGCUAAGUCGACGGCGCCCAGCGAGCCAUCCUCAACGCCUCUACCCAACUACCUUCUCGAUCGCUCCGAGUCGAACCAGGCAAAGGCAUUGUCGAGUGCUAUCAAGAACCGUCGGAAAGAACGCAGCGCGCAGUAUGCUGUGCCGUUGCCCAAAGUACGUGGAAUAGCGGAGGAUGAGAUGUUCAAAGUGGUGAAGACUGGCAAGAAAACUCAGAAGAAGGCUUGGAAGCGAAUGAUCACGCAGCCUACCUUCGUUGGACCCGACUUCACCCGCCGAGCACCCAAGUUUGAGCGCUUCAUUCGCCCUAUGGGUCUCCGUUACAAAAAGGCGAACGUGACACAUCCAGAAUUAGCUGUCACUGUUCAACUCCCGAUCUUGGGUGUCAAGAAGAAUCCCCAGAAUCCCCUGUACACCCAACUGGGCGUCUUGUCAAAAGGAACGGUUAUCGAGGUGAAUGUCAGCGAACUUGGACUUGUCACGACCGGAGGAAAGGUGGUCUGGGGUAAAUACGCGCAAGUCACGAAUGAUCCUAGCCGAGACGGAUGUUUGAAUGCGGUUCUUUUGGUCUGA
Messenger RNA from Exophiala viscosa, 786 nucleotides. RefSeq names its product ribosome biogenesis protein n. NCBI's taxonomy places the organism in Eukaryota, Fungi, Ascomycota, Eurotiomycetes, Chaetothyriales, Herpotrichiellaceae. Bases 1 to 786 code for a protein of 261 amino acids. Gene Ontology annotation, cellular component: nucleolus; preribosome, large subunit precursor. Gene Ontology annotation, biological process: maturation of LSU-rRNA; maturation of 5.8S rRNA. The record is from RefSeq and is a predicted model, not a curated record. The transcript is spliced from 4 exons.